Sus scrofa (pig) is the source of this 10833-nucleotide messenger RNA. RefSeq names its product phosphatidylinositol-3,4,5-trisphosphate dependent Rac exchange factor 2 (gene PREX2). Gene Ontology annotation, biological process: regulation of signaling; intracellular signal transduction; G protein-coupled receptor signaling pathway. Gene Ontology annotation, cellular component: plasma membrane. Lineage: Eukaryota; Metazoa; Chordata; Mammalia; Artiodactyla; Suidae. The record is from RefSeq and is a predicted model, not a curated record. Gene Ontology annotation, molecular function: guanyl-nucleotide exchange factor activity; protein binding; GTPase activator activity.
GCAACCCUCGAGCUGUGUCUUGGAGCCUGUCCUCCUAGGUUUGGGAAUCUCCAAUUAGUUCCAUCUCCAGCGCUCCGUGCGUGUGUGUGUGUGUGUGUGCGCGCGCGCGCGCGUGUGUGUGCGUGUGUGUGGUGUGUUUAGUUAGCUGGCACGCCACCCACUUCCCCAGGGUUGUGCUUCCUUUUUCCUGAGAUUUGGCGAAGGGUAAAGGGUCAGAGUCACAUGGAUACAAAGCAUUUGAUUAAUGUCCAAGUCACCGCUGGGGCCGCCAGAGCCGCUUCCCCUCCAGCCCGGGCCGUGUGAGGCCAGAGCCGCGGGACGCGGUGCGCAGGUCCCGGGCUGCAACCCGAGCGCCCCGGAGCGGCCUCGGCGGCAGAGCCUCCCCGCCGUCCGCGCUGGACGAGCGGUCGGCGCCCCCUCCUCUGCCCCCGCCCCCCGCUCCUCGCGGCGCGUAAAGUCGCCCGUCCCUCCGCGGACCCAGCGGAGGCGGCCACUACUGUCCCUUCUGGCGGCGCUGGGCCGGGGCAGCGGCGCGCAGCACGGCGCCCACCAUGAGCGACGAGAGCCGCGGGGACAGCCGCGCCGAGAGCGCCCGGGACCUGGAGAAGCAGCUCCGCCUGCGCGUGUGCGUGCUGAGCGAGCUGCAGAAGACCGAGCGCGACUACGUGGGCACGCUGGAGUUUCUGGUGUCGGCAUUCUUACACCGAAUGAACCAGUGUGCAGCAUCCAAAGUUGACAAAAAUGUAACAGAAGAAACAGUGAAGAUGCUGUUCUCCAACAUUGAAGAUAUCCUGGCAGUGCAUAAAGAAUUUUUAAAAGUCGUGGAAGAAUGUUUACAUCCAGAACCUAAUGCUCAGCAAGAAGUGGGGACCUGCUUUCUUCACUUUAAAGACAAGUUUCGUAUCUAUGACGAAUAUUGCAGUAAUCAUGAGAAGGCUCAAAAAUUGCUCUUUGAGCUUAACAAAAUAAGAACAAUCCGGACUUUUCUAUUGAACUGCAUGCUACUUGGAGGACGGAAGAACACAGAUGUUCCCCUGGAAGGAUACUUAGUAACCCCCAUACAAAGAAUUUGCAAGUACCCCCUCCUUUUGAAGGAGUUGCUGAAGCGGACUCCAAGGAAACACAGUGACUAUGCGGCAGUGGUGGAAGCCCUCCAAGCCAUGAAAGCUGUCUGUUCCAACAUCAACGAGGCCAAGAGACAGAUGGAGAAGCUGGAAGUUUUAGAGGAAUGGCAAUCUCACAUUGAAGGCUGGGAGGGGUCCAACAUUACUGAUACCUGUACAGAAAUGCUAAUGUGUGGAGUCUUAUUGAAAAUUUCUUCUGGAAAUAUUCAAGAACGGGUGUUUUUUCUUUUUGAUAAUCUUUUGGUGUAUUGCAAAAGAAAACACAGACGGUUGAAGAACAGCAAGGCAUCCACUGAUGGACAUCGGUACCUUUUUCGCGGCCGGAUCAAUACAGAGGUGAUGGAAGUGGAGAAUGUGGAUGACGGCACAGCUGACUUCCAUAGCAGCGGACAUAUCGUUGUUAAUGGGUGGAAGAUACAUAACACAGCAAAAAACAAAUGGUUUGUGUGUAUGGCAAAAACACCUGAAGAGAAGCAUGAAUGGCUUGAAGCUAUUUUGAAAGAAAGAGAGCGGCGGAAAGGUUUAAAAUUAGGCAUGGAGCAAGACACCUGGGUGAUGAUCUCUGAACAGGGUGAGAAACUUUAUAAAAUGAUGUGCAAACAAGGGAAUCUGAUCAAAGAUAGAAAAAGGAAACUGACUACGUUCCCUAAAUGCUUCCUUGGAAGUGAAUUCGUGUCAUGGCUCUUGGAGAUUGGAGAGAUUCAUAGGCCUGAGGAAGGUGUGCACUUGGGACAAGCAUUAUUAGAAAAUGGAAUCAUUCAUCACGUUACUGAUAAACAUCAAUUCAAACCAGAACAGAUGUUGUAUAGAUUUCGCUAUGAUGAUGGAACCUUUUAUCCAAGAAAUGAGAUGCAAGAUGUAAUUUCAAAGGGCGUCAGAUUAUAUUGCCGUCUUCAUAGUCUGUUUACUCCAGUGAUAAGAGAUAAAGAUUACCACUUAAGAACCUACAAAUCUGUGGUCAUGGCCAACAAGCUGAUUGACUGGUUAAUUGCACAGGGGGAUUGCCGCACCAGAGAAGAGGCAAUGAUAUUUGGAGUUGGACUCUGUGACAACGGAUUUAUGCACCACGUCCUUGAAAAAAGUGAAUUCAAAGACGAACCCCUACUUUUUCGUUUUUUUGCGGAUGAGGAGAUGGAAGGCUCAAAUAUGAAACAUCGACUUAUGAAACACGAUUUAAAAGUUGUGGAAAAUGUUAUAGCUAAGUCAUUAUUGAUUAAAUCCAAUGAAGGCAGCUAUGGUUUUGGCUUAGAAGACAAAAAUAAAGUUCCAAUAAUAAAGUUGGUAGAAAAGGGGUCUAAUGCUGAGAUGGCUGGCAUGGAAGUUGGGAAAAAGAUUUUUGCUAUUAAUGGUGACCUGGUUUUUAUGAGACCUUUCAAUGAAGUGGAUUGCUUCCUGAAAUCAUGCUUAAACAGCAGAAAACCUCUAAGAGUUCUUGUGAGCACAAAGCCAAGAGAGACAGUGAAAAUCCCAGAUUCAGCUGAGGGACUUGGAUUCCAGAUCCGAGGCUAUGGCCCGUCGGUGGUGCACGCGGUAGGAAGAGGAACCGUGGCUGCAGCUGCUGGUCUUCACCCUGGACAGUGCAUCAUCAAAGUAAACGGAAUCAAUGUCAGUAAAGAGACCCAUGCCAGCGUUAUUGCCCACGUCACAGCCUGCAGGAAGUACAGGAGACCAACGAAGCAAGAUUCCAUACAGUGGGUUUAUAACAGCGUUGAGAGUGCUCAGGAAGACCUUCAGAAGUCUCACUCCAGACCUGCUGGAGAUGAAGCAGGGGAUGCAUUUGACUGCAAAGUAGAAGAGGUAAUUGACAAGUUCAACACCAUGGCCAUCAUCGAUGGGAAGAAGGAGCACGUGAGCCUGACGGUGGAUAACGUCCACCUGGAGUACGGCGUCGUUUAUGAGUAUGACAGUACUGCUGGGAUCAAGUGCAACGUCGUGGAGAAGAUGAUCGAGCCCAAGGGCUUCUUCAGCCUCACUGCCAAGAUUCUUGAAGCUCUGGCUAAAAGCGAUGAUCAUUUUGUACAAAACUGCACCAGCCUUAACUCUUUGAAUGAAGUGAUUCCUACGGACCUUCAGAGUAAAUUCAGCGCCGUCUGCAGUGAAAAAAUUGAGCACAUAUGUCAGAGAAUAUCCAGUUAUAAGAAGUUUUCUCGGGUCCUGAAGAAUAGAGCCUGGCCCACCUUUAAACAGGCCAAAUCGAAAAUCUCCCCGCUGCACAGCAGUGAUUUCUGCCCGACCAACUGCCACGUCAAUGUGAUGGAAGUUUCUUACCCCAAAACAUCCACUUCCCUGGGAAGUGCAUUUGGUGUCCAGUUGGAUAAUAGGAAGCCUAAUUCUCAUGAUAAAGAAAAUAAGUCAGAGCAAGGAAAGCUGAGCCCCAUGGUCUAUAUCCAACACACAAUUACGACCAUGGCAGCCCCAUCAGGUCUGUCUCUGGGACAGCAAGACGGGCACGGUCUCCGGUAUUUGUUAAAAGAAGAAGACUUGGAAACCCAAGAUAUCUAUCACAAACUGCUGGGCAAGCUGCAGACUGCACUGAAAGAGGUGGAGUUGUGUGUUUGUCAAAUAGAUGACCUUCUGUCCUCGAUAACACAUUCUCCUAAAUUGGAACGUAAGGCAUCUGAGUCCAUAGCUCCAGCAGACAGUGACAACGAGAAGGGAGAGAGAAACAGCAAACGCGUCUGUUUUAACAUGGUCGGAGAUGAGCAGGAAGAUUCGGGUCAUGACACCAUCAGCAACAGGGACUCGUACAGCGACUGCAACAGCAACCGGAAUUCCAUUGCCUCCUUCACCAGCAUCUGUAGCAGCCAAUGCAGCUCGUAUUUCCACAGUGACGAGAUGGACUCAGGUGAUGAACUUCCCCUGAAUGUUCGCAUUUCACAUGAUAAGCAGGACAAGAUACACAGUUGCCUUGAGCAUCUUUUCAGCCAGGUGGAUUCCAUUACCAAUCUCCUGAAAGGCCAAGCUGUUGUGAGAGCCUUUGAGCAAACCAAGUACCUGACGCCGGGUCGAGGAUUACAAGAGUUUCAGCAGGAAAUGGAACCAAAACUGAGUUGUCCAAAAAGGUUAAGGCUUCACAUCAAGCAAGAUCCUUGGAAUCUUCCCAGCAGCGUCCGGAAUCUUGCUCAGAACAUCAGAAAAUUUGUUGAAGAGGUAAAGUGUAGGAUACUCCUGGCUCUUCUUGAAUAUUCAGACAGUGAGACGCAGCUCCGAAGAGACAUGGUCUUCUGCCAGAGUCUCGUGGCCACAGUCUGUGCCUUCUCCGAGCAGCUCAUGGCGGCCUUAAACCAGAUGUUUGACAACAGCAAGGAAAAUGAGAUGGAAACUUGGGAAGCCAGCAGAAGGUGGCUGGACCAGAUAGCGAAUGCAGGAGUUCUUUUCCAUUUUCAGUCACUUCUGUCACCGAACUUGACAGAUGAACAAGCCAUGCUAGAAGAUACACUGGUUGCACUAUUUGAUUUGGAAAAGGUUUCUUUUUACUUUAAACCAUCAGAAGAGGAACCACUGGUUGCAAAUGUUCCUCUUACUUACCAAGCAGAAGGAAGCCGGCAAGCUCUGAAAGUUUACUUCUAUAUUGAUAGUUAUCAUUUUGAACAACUACCCCAACGUUUGAAAAAUGGAGGAGGGUUUAAAAUUCAUCCUGUUCUUUUUGCACAAGCACUGGAGAGCAUGGAAGGAUAUUAUUAUAGAGAUAAUGUUUCGGUGGAAGAAUUUCAAGCUCAAAUAAAUGCAGCCUCAUUGGAAAAGGUCAAACAGUACAACCAGAAGCUCAGGGCCUUCUACUUGGACAAGUCAAAUUCACCACCAAACUCCACAUCCAAAGCUGCCUAUGUAGAUAAGCUAAUGAGGCCUCUCAAUGCUUUGGAUGAACUUUAUCGACUGGUGGCCUCGUUUAUCAGAUCCAAGCGCACAGCGGCCUGUGCCAACACAGCUUGCAGCGCCUCGGGGGUCGGGCUGCUGUCAGUGUCCUCGGAGCUGUGCAGCAGGCUGGGGGCCUGCCACGUCAUCAUGUGCAACAGCGGCGUGCACAGGUGCACCCUGAGCGUGACCCUUGAGCAGGCCAUCAUUCUGGCCAGGAGCCACGGACUGCCUCCUCGCUACAUCAUGCAGGCUACCGAUGUGAUGCGGAAGCAAGGAGCAAGAGUUCAGAACACAGCAAAGAAUUUAGGAGUCAGGGACCGGACCCCCCAGUCUGCUCCGAGGCUGUACAAGCUAUGCGAGCCGCCUCCCCCAGUCGGAGAAGAAUGAAGAAAAUUCCCAAGGGACCAGGCGAGCAGAAGCUUCUGAACACUGGACUAGACCACGGACAUCCUGGCUAAACAUUCUUCACCCAACAUCAAGAAAUGGAUUUUUUCCUCUAAAUCUUUUAUCAUGGAGUAAAUAACUCAUGUUCAGCUUGUGCUUAGAUAGUUGUGCUGGAAAUGGAUAGGAGUCCAUUCAAACAAUUCAGCUUCCCAAACUGACCUUACUGUAGGUUGACAUGUAUUAUUCAUUUUGUUGGUAAAAAUUCAUCCCUGGAGAUUGUUUUAAAAAUAUCAGCACUAAAACAUUUACCAUUGUGUCUCCUUUCCCAUGUGUUGAAGUUACUGUAUUGUGUUUGCUUUCAUCAUCUCCAAUGGAACAUGUAAUGAGGGAUAGAUCCCUUUGAAGAAGUCUGUCACUGAAGAAACCUGGGCACACUUUCCAAAUCAUCUCAUUAAAAAUGUUACAGACCAGGGAAACCGAGUGUUACAGGUUUUCAGUCGCCCACUUGCACCCAAGAAAGUAGUUGGUGGGUGAAAGGCAAAGAGUAUGAUUCACUCUUCGUAAGAGAGUCUUUCUUAGUAGAGGAGAAGAGAGCCGACUGAGACCUCCAGCAAGACCUUCCUCUUUCGGCCUUCAGGUAAUCUUCACGCUGGCUCGUGGACAAGGCUCCUAGACAUUGCCGGUGAACCGAUGCUGUCCUUGGUCCCUGAAGUGGGCGUGGCUUUCUUGGGGCAUGCGCACUGAUGCUGUGGCCUAAGUGUUCAGGCGAUGGGAAGAGGCAGGGGACUGGGGUGGGAGGGAAAGAAGACUGGGGGGAAGGGGGGGAAACAAGCCUACAAGAAAUGGCAACCUUUAACUUUGAAAGAUACCUAAAACUCUUAAUUUUAUUAAGGCUUUCACAUGAGAUGUCAGUCUCUUAAGACAAUACACUAUUCUGAAUAUUUUUCUGUCAAGGUAUAUAUAUAUAUACCUUAUAUAUAUAUAAGAUGAGAAAAUAAAGCUUUAUUUGUUGAGCGUUAAAAGGACUAUUAGAAACCUCGAUAAUUUAUGAAAUGAGUAGGUGUAUUCUGUUUUCAUUCUAAAGUACACAUAAUGUUUAUCCUUUCUACAUUGAUAAAAUAACAUUUUUAGCAUAGUGAAUACAAUUAUAUUGAUUUUUAACCUAUAAUUUUUAAAACAAAGUGCCCUUCCAGUGAUUGUGAUAUUUACGUGGAUAUAGAUUAAUUUCGUAAGUGAAAUGCUUUUCCUAACUGAAGUAUAUACAAGCCAUUAUUUGAUUUAAUUUAAGAAAUGUGAUAAUAGUUUUCAAACUAUUAUUUAAAAACGUUCAUGACUAGCAGUUGUGUAUUGAAUAAUGGAAAUACUGCAUUACCUAUGUAUGAGGUGUUUAUAUUCUGGUCAAGGUAAUGAUAAAUGUUAUUUGGCACAGAAGCACUUAAGACGUUCAUGAUAAUUCCAUAUCUGUAAUGAAAAAUAAAGAAACCAACAUCAGAGUUUUCAGAGAAAAAGAUGAACAUUUGAAUUUAAUGAAGAUAUGACCUUAAUAUAAAUAUCUGCAUUAAAUAUAUUCUUAGCUUUCAGGGGUUUAACAUUUUUGAUACUAUUGCAAGUGAUCAUGAAGAUCCAUGAAAUGAGUAAAUUGUGAUUAUCCUGUACUGAAAAUUCAAUUACAUUUAAUGCAGGGCUAAUGAGUGAGCAAAACUGAUUAACUAGCCCGUACUUUUUCAUGUUGUCGUUACUGCUCUAUAAUCACCACCCUGGAAGGAACAUUCUUUAUUAGAGGCCUCUAAUAAAGGGGUUACUGAAAAAUUGCCGUCAUCCUUUGCCGUUUCAUGGGGGAAAUUAGCUGCUUUUGUAGUAUUUGUAAAUUAGCAUAUUUUAAAGACCUAAUAAGCUCUAUGUAUUAGGAUGUGCUUAGUACUAUUUUAAGGGUUAAACAUGGUGCAGACGUAGCAUCUAUCAGAGUGCUUGGCACUUAUUAAAAGCUCAAAAGUUAGUGAUGACUUUUUCUUCUUGCUAUAAAAACUGUAACUAAACACUACGUAAUUUCUACAUGCGAAGUACCACCUCCAGAUACUUUAUCUAUGCUUUGUUGCUAUUGCUUUUCUAAUCCGCAUAACGAUGAUUUGAGGUGAUGCUUUUUGCAUCACCCUCAUUUUACAGUAGAGGAACUGAAGCAGGGAAUGGUCCAGUGACUUACCCAAGAUCAUGUGACCCAUAAGCGGUAGAAUUGGGAUUUGAGCCCAGUGAUCCUGCCUUCUUAGAACUCUGUGCUUCUUUUCCUUAUUAAUGUGGGAAAAGUUGUAAUACUGCCAAUUACUUGUUAGUUAAGUUGGAGUUAUGUGGGGUGUGUUGCCAUUAAAUUAUACAUCUUCUAUAAAGAAAAAAGUGAAUGGAAAUAUGUAAAAUGCCUUUAAUAUAUGAAAAUCCUAGGCUUUCCUGGGCCGUUUACCAUCCUGUAUACACACAAGGUAACCCAAUCCGACUGCAAUCUAAAAAAAAUAUUUUUCUCGUUGUUGAAGGUAACAGUUUUUGAUACGUUUUGCAAGUCUGGAAUAGUACAUUGUACAAAAUUUGACUAUGAUUCAUAACAGUGGUAACAGUAAAAAUUUCAAAUGGGUAAAUGAAUAAAAACAGCUCUUUAAUACCAUGGUGUAUUUCUGUGUGACAUUAGACAUUUAACUUGAGUUUUUACAAUGGGUUUACCUAAAUGCUCACGUUUCCUCUACAACCAGUGUACCUUUAAAUGUUACCAAACCUGCUGGCAGUUGCCUAAGUUCUGCCGACUUUAAAGUUCUCAGUUUGGAUGUCUGCAUCUCUCCACUAAAAGGGAAGGUCACACCUAGAAAUUUUGGCUCUUAUUAUGGGACCUGAUGCAUCAAUACUUGUUAACUAGUAAUUCAUAGUCUAUAAAUCAACAUCCCAUCAUGUCUUAUAAAGUUUACUCAUUAAAUAUUACAAAAUAUAAUAUUAAAAGUAUGACUCAUUUGAAGAGAGUAGAAUUUUGCAUCUAUUUCUAUUACAUUGAAUAAGAAAGAAAGAAAGCAAGAAAAGAAAAGAGAGAGAAGGAGGAGAGAGGGAGGAAAGAACUUUUGUACUAGUUUCUACUUAGAUUGGGUAUGUAGUGUUGAAUUUAGAGUGUAAGCUUUAUUUUAUGAACCAAUAUCCCUAUUUAGAAGUCUCAUACUAUAUUCUGUCUUUUUAAAUCACAUUCUUCCAAUGGCUGAGAUUCCCUGUGUGUUCAGUGGCCAUUCUUGCAGCAACAGUGUUCAAUCUAAAAUUAGGUUAAUUUCUCAUGAUGCUCUAAUAUAUAUGAUGUUGUAAUUAUAUUGGUUCUGACUCUAUUAAUUUAAAUUUUAUGAUAAAUUUAAGUGAUGUGAUAUGGACCUUGGCACUAACUGUAAAAGCCAAGAAAAUGAAUGGGUAAAAAAACAACCCUGAGAAACAUAUUAACUCUUAAAUUUAAGAAAACAAUCUAUUUUCAACCUUUGGACACUUUUUUGUCAGCAAAAUCCAUGUUUAUUGACUGGGGAGCAUUCCAGUGAGUUAUUCUAGAUAAAUGAAAAUAAUAAAUUUGUAAUUAAAAUACUACAGUAUUCUUUCAUUUGUUUGCAUAGCUCUUUUCCUGUAUAGCAUGAUGUAAUACAGACUAGAGAGCAUAUUUUUAUUCAGGUAUAUUUUCAGUAAAACAUAAUAUUGAAAUUUAAAAUGACUAACCUUAAGUCAUUUUAAUUUACCUUGACUUUAAAAGGUCAUUUUUAGAUUUUUUUUAGUAGCUCUAGGUACUAACUUUACCAUGUGACUAAAUUGCUUCUGAAUUUUUAAAAACUAUGUUUCAUUUUUAAAGGCUUAUUUUUAAGUGGAUUAUCAUGCAAAGUUAUAGCUCAAUUACUUUCCCAAAGUUAGUAGUAGUUAUUUCAUUAACAUGUGUGUGUGUAUUAACCAGUGUGCUGAAGAAACUGUCAAUUUGUCCUGCCUAAGUAUGAAGGCAAAGCUUUGAAAAUGGUGUAGGAUGACCUGAACUUCAAUUAAGACAAAUAUUCUGUAUUUUGUCAAGUUGUUGCAGUGUUAGGGAUGAGAGCCUCAGAAAAGUUUUACUGACAAGGUAGAGCUAAAAUUUCAGUGGGCAACUGGGCCAAGAAUGGCCUCAGGCUUAUUCCUUUAAUAAACAGUGGCCACAACCUUGUAGGUGCUGCAAUUCCAUAAUAGUUAGUAUGGUAAAUCUCUUGUUUUAGAAAAAUUUUGCUGCUUAAAGCUUUGCUUUUACCAGUGAUCUCAGUAUUUGUAUUGCCAAGCCUUGCUACACAGAAACAUGGCCUAUUUCACUCAGGAUUGCUUGCUUCUCUUACUGAGAAGAGAUGUCUGAAGUCUACUAGGUGUACUAAUAUAUAUAUAUAUAUAUAUAUAUAUAUUCAUACACAUUUUAUAUUCACAUAUUUAUAUCAUUUUUUACAAUAAUACAUUAUAAAAAUUACUUACUUAGAUUCUUAUGUCUUGUUCUGUCUGAAGGUAUGAAAUAGAGAGUUGUUCAAUAUAUUGAAUGUCUUGUUUAAAUAUGCCAUAAGUGUACCCGAUAGGCCAAUUUUUGAUCAUUGACACUAGUUUCUUACUCUGUCUAGAAUCAGUUUACCUGGUUUUGCCAUCAGAUGAAGUAGCUGAUUAAGAACAAAAUUGUUGAAUUUGUAAAUGAUAAUUCUAGUAGAAAUGGAAAGCUUUGGAUAGCUAAUUUGGAGUGCAAAUAACAGAAUAAAUGUUAUUCAUUCAUGUAUUCAUUCAACAAACAUGUUUGAGAAUUCACUUUGUAAAAGCCACAGCCAGUGGGCUUCAUUUAUGCUUUGGAUAUAUUCGGUUUGAAAAUCUUCAUAGUAUCGCCUCUUUGUUAAUCUCCUGUGUCUUUUACUUGGAAUGACAUUAUUAUUUGUAACACAAACCUGUUCUAAUAUCACGUAGGUAUAUAUACUGUGUGAAGUCAAGAAUACUAAGUUGGUAAAAUGCUCUAGAAAAUAUACAUUUAAAUCUGAGUAUCUAAUGCCUCAAGCAAAUUUGCUAGCAUUUCAGAUGAAUAUAUAUUUUUGUAACUGCCAAGUAAAUAAGUAGAAUAUAGCUUUUUGUUUAAAAAUAUUUUUAUAAGUAUUCAUCUAUACAGUAUUCAUUAUUUUGAACAUUUAAAUAUCAGAUUGGUUCUAUAAAUAGUGAUUCUUCUGAAUAUAUCCAUAUUUAACAUUACAUAACACCCAAAAUGUAAUGACAAAUGUCAUCUGAAUGUGUUAUUAGAGUAGUCUGGUUUUUUUUCCUUUGUAAAAUAUACAUGUAACAUAGUUUCAGUCACUCGGUAUUUUAUGUAUGGUUAAAACAGAUCAAGUGUGUUAUGUGUUUUAUAUCAUGUAUUUUUGUCUGCAUAAAAUACUAGAAUAGUAACAUUGUACCAUAAAUGUCAAAAAUAAUAAAGUGAAAUGUAGUAUGACCA